UAGCGCGAGUUCGCAAAGAGAUUUAUUACUGCGCAUGCGCGCUCCGAUCCGCACAUGGACCGCGACUAGAAGCACCCUCUUGUUUUCCGUGGCGUAUAGUCGUGUAACGCGUGUCUCAUAUCGUGUCGCGUCACAUCGUGUAUUACAUCGCGUCGCGUUAACGACAACGAGUUUCAUUCGAAAAGAGGUAACGUUGUUUUGAGAAGACCUUUGAAGAAAGUGAAAAAAUCGCAUUAUCGAAACGGGAGCGAGGAGGGAAAGAAAAGGAAACAAAAUUGAAUGAUCGGAACGAGAAAUUGGAGCGUCGAAAGAAAGAGCGGAACGGUGGAAGAGUGAGCGCGAAACAGAAGAACGGAAUAGGGAAACGAGACAGUAGAACGGGAGAACGGAAGGAAGGCACGCGUACUAGUUGCAAGAGAACGGAACAGUCGGCCGGGAUGGAUCGGAUAAAAGGGUUGGGGUGAGGGGGCUGACGAGUGAGGUGGUGGUGGCCGGUCGUCGGGCGCCGUCGGGCGGCGAGUUUUCAGUCUGUCCUGCGCCGUCGAAACGAAGGAAGCGCCGCUCGUCGUCGAGCGCGACGUCGAGCGCGACGAGCCGACGAGCCCGUGCCCUUCUUAGUUCGCGUUCGCUCGCCGUCUCGAGCGUCACAUUUUCUCCUUUUGUUUCAAUUGCGCGGACGCGCGCAUUCCUCGCUUUUCUCUUCCUCUUCUCCUCUCCCAAUUUCUCCCAGUUACCUUAUCGACACUGACAAUCACCACCGAAUAUAAUCUGGCCUCGAAAUCUCGCCGUAUCUCCGACGAUUUUUUGUUGUCCAUCCUUCUCUUCCCUUCCCUUUCUCUCUUUCUCUUUCUCUCUCUUUGUUUCUUUCUAUCAGUGUAACCGUCUGUUUACUUUUAUCUUAAUCUUUAUCUAAUAUUUCGCAUCUUUUGCUCUCUUCUCUUUCUUUCUUUAUUUUCAUCUUUGUUUCGCCCUUCCCUAUAUUAUUCUCUCGUACUUUACAAUCUUCUCUAUCCAUGAUCUAAGAUUCCUUUCUUUCGUCCGCUUCCUUGAUUACGUUUCUGCUCGUUUCUACACGUUCUAUCUCGUAUUCAUGAAAGAUAUGCCAAAAACCAUAAAAAUCUAGUCGAUAGAGACGAAUGUUCGAAGCUAAAUUUUUUCGAAAAGAAUUGUGAGCACGGUAAUUGUGGAUUUUUUGCCACGGACUUGCUCCAGAUUCGCAUCGACCACCUUCGAAUCAAGGACGAAAGGUGCCAAGGAUCGAUAAUUUUGAUAGAAGAUAACAAAACUCCAACGUUACGACGACAACGUUGGAGGCGUCAACUACAACAGCAAAGGAAAACGGCGUGGCAACGGGAGCAGCAAAUCUAACUUCGAGGUGGGAAUAACGAGCACAAAGGCGAGGAAAUUGCGUCAACGUCAACGAAGUUUCUUCUUAAAGUAUUUAUCAAAGUAAGAGGAGGCGAAAAAAAAAAGAAAGUACCAAAGAACUGUGGAAAAUUAUCUGUAAAGAGGGAAGUACCUGCGAAGAGGCUAACGAAGAGAAACGGUGGAAUAAUUAAGAAGAGGGGUGGAAAAGAAGAAGAGCGAAAGGGCACGGUUUGGAGAAGGGAGAAGGAUUGGAGGGAAAAAGAGAACGAAAGGAGAGGAAGGGGAGGAGGAAGAAAGAUGAGAAGCAACAUUCAGCGAUAGAAGGAGGAAUUGGCGAAGGAAGGAGACGUGGAUCGGGGUGGAUCCGGGUCGAUCGGUGUGAUGGUCUCGGGGUGGUGCCCGUGCGUGCCGAUCGGCCGCCGGGAAUCACCGGCCCAACAGCAGUCGGCCUCCUCCUCGAGGAGUUUAGGAACGGACGGUGCACCGUUCACCGUCAGCGCGGCGACCGAUCGCGCAGAUAUGGUCCAGAUGUUUUAUUACGAGAAUCGCGGCAAAUGCUGCAAGAAACUUCUUCGAUACAACGGAUACCCGAACAAGGUGCUUCUGUUCCCGGAAGAAGGUUGGGCGAGGAGCGCGAGCAGUUCCUACUGGACUUUGACGCCAUUUUGGUGGAGUCGAAGUCGAUGCAAGGUGGUCGAAGUUGCUGGAACCAGGAGGUACAGCACUCAAGCAAAAAUGGUGGACACAGGAACUGGUACGCUUUACAUCGUCGGCUCUUUCAAAAGAAUGACAACCGAUCCUGAUUUCAAGUUGUACCUGACGUCGAACGUAUCGUCGAGCGACUUCAACAUGGGUUAUAGUAUGACUGGCACGUUGGAGCGUGGCUGCAAGAAAACCAACUCUUUUCAGAUGACACACUUUGCGGUGAUUCGUCGACGAGACUAUGAAAAGGCCUACGAGGACUCGAAUCCCACCUAGUGCCCGUCCACACCCACACUGUCCGAGUGUGGGGAUUGCGAACACUACGCAUAAAAGGAAAGGGGUAUUAAUCGAAUUACGCGCACGGCUUACCCUCCAAUUUAUUCUCGAUUCAAAGCAAAAAAAUUUUCUUUACCAUUCGAUAAUCGAGCAAAUUAAUUCUGUGAUCUUUACACGGAUUAUGAUGCUCUCGUCGAAUCUUUCUUCUCGUCCCGGUCUGCAGGGAAUUAAACAGUUAAAUAUCCGAAAAAAGCGAUCGCAGUGACCUCGAUUGGUAGCGUUAGCCGAUACGUGACAUUCGAUGCGCGACACGCAAUACAGAGAAAUCAAACACCCGAACGAAUGAGCAAAAGCCAAAACGUCCAAAGGUAGCGUUAAAAACUUAGGUCGAAUUAAGUAGUUUUUAAAAAAAGAAUAACAGGGAACGAUACAGAUGGCGAGUAUACAAAAGUAAUGUGAUCGAGGAUCGAGGACAAGCAUUUUUCAAAGUAUUAGCACGUAAGUUGUUCGUAAAAUGUUCGCAGGCGAUAAGUUUUUCCUAUGAAUCUUUUUUUCAUGUGGGCACGCGCUGUUUCUCUAUCGGUUGAAUCAUAUUUUAUUCGCGCGCAAUUUAAAGCGUGCUUCUAUGAAUUGCGUCCUUUCGAGUGGCGAGCGCCUCGAACUUCCUAACUGUAAUUAUAUUUUCUGUUCCUCGAGGUUAUGUCCUCUCGUGUCGUUCCGAGGAACGAAGUUCGCGGCAAUUCUUGCCACGCUCGCGCGCGUUUGCACCGAGUAAAUGUAAUCCUUCUCGUCCAUGAUUUUGAUGAUCGUCGUCGUGUAGCGGCCUAGCUUCCAAGCGAUACUUAUUUUUGUUAACGAGUAGAGAGAUGCAUGGCCGUAACACGACGCUAUUUGAUGAUUCGAAUAGGCUCGGUCGAAUCCAAGGAGAUCUAUAUCCCCCGCUCUUCGGAAUCGCGAAUCCGACUCCCGAUUUUUGUACCUUCGGCUUUGCUCAAUAAUAUAUACCGAAUAUCGAACGUGAACAGCAUAGAUGUAAGUUAUGAUCGAAUCUUGUGAAUUGAAGAGUUCUUAUAGAAAAAUUUUAAAAAUUUUUUCAGGAAAAAUAUAGAAGUUAUUUAAAUUCAAUUACUUAAUUGCUAUGCUGAAAUUAAAAUAUAUAUUUAUAUAUAUAGAUACAUUAACUUUUGUUGAGAACAAUGUGAGUGUUGAAAAGUCAAAUUUUUUUAAAAGCUGUAAUUGCUAUUGAUAAAAUUGAGAUAUACAUAUUCAUAUACAUUAACUUUCUGAAGGUUCUGAAGUAUCAUCAAAUAAUAAAAACUUAAAGUUAUUUAUAAUUUAAUUUAUAAUUAUGAAUCCAAUUAAAGAUUACUGUACAAUAAAUAUUAUUAUAUAUCAAUUAAAAGUAAAGUUAUAAAAUGUUUGAGAUUUUUUGAGAUUUAUUUAAAUAAUAGCAGUUAAAUUACUUAUAAAAUUUCAAUAAAAAUAAAAAAUACAAUAAUUCAGAUGAAUCACACAAUUUUUUAUUUUUUAUCUAAAUUUAUAGUAAAGGAAUUUAUAUUUGUAAAAAAUUCUACAUGCUUUAUUUAUCUAUGCUUUAAUUUUAAAGAAAAUUUAAUGUAUCAUUCACUUAAAUUUAUAAAUGAUAUAUCAAAUAGCAAUCUUACUUGUUUUUCAGAAUAACUUGCAUAGAAAAAAUAUAUUUCUUCAUAUAAUAUAUUAUUUUUAUUUUCAUAAAUAGAAUAUAUUAGUGAAAGUAUAUUUUACUAUAUUCUACGUAAAUUAUUAUAAAACUAGUAAUAUUUAAUAUAUAUAAAUUUUAACAUAACCUUGAACUGUAAUUUUAAUAAUAGAAAUAUAUUUAUUAUAUUCUUCAAUAUAUCUGCCAUACAUUGUUUGAUUUUUAUGAUUUUGUUUCUUCAAAUGGAUUAAGAAACAAUCAAUUAAUUGAAAAUAUAACCUUAAAUCACAAAAUAAUAGACAAAGUCAAAGUAAUAGUAAUAAACAAAAAAUCACGAAACAGUAAAGUGAUUUGAAUUGGUAUUUAAAAUAUUUUAUAAAAAUGUUUGAUAUAUUAGUGAACUUGCUUUUAACAUGAUUAUUAAUAAUAACUUUAUUAUUAAUAAUGAUUAUUAUAACUAUUUUUAACUUAAAUUUAUUUCAUAUAUUUCAAUUGGAACAUAGAACAUUUUUCAAUUUUUGCAUUUAUAAUGUUUUAUAUUGCAAGAACUCUUCAAUUAGCAUUUAUUGACUAAUAGAACGCGCGUGUCCUUUGCAUAAGUUUCGCUUUAAUCGUAUCUCGAUAUAUGAAUACUUGUAUUUCUAUAGUCUGAAUUUUACGGCAAUGCCAUUUUUUUCUAGUACUUCAACGUGCCCCUCUUUUUUCUCUGUUUCUCUUCCUCUUUUUCUUUUUUCUGCUUUCCCACUAUUCAUGAACUUUUUACUCUCUUCUUCUUUCUCUUCUGUUUUUCUCUCUAUCUUAUGUGCGCAUGCGCACAUGCAAUGUAUGUAAGUACAUGUAUAUUUGCUGUUUUUCUUUCUGCCUUCUCGUAAUUGAACGUUUGAUCAAUCACGUCUGUUCGUCUUUCUAUUUAUCGAAUUAACGUAACUACUGUCGCAAAUGAACUCGGUAGGAUUCCACGUGCCAUUUAGUCGAGUGCUAUUACGUAUUACAGGGUUUAAUGGUUUUUCAUGAUUUAGCGAGGAAUCUAUUUAUAGUUUAAUGUUUUAUUACGUCUCCUUUUCUUUUCUAUAUCGUAUCAUAUUCAAUAAGUUUAUUUUCCAUAUUUUAAUUAAGCUUAAUAUUUAAUUAAUAAUUAUAAGUUAUCUUUGUUUUUAUUGGUUAAGAGUUUUUAUUGGUUGCAGUAAUACCUGUCGAAUAAUUAUGAUACGAUUAAGAUCGUGGAAUUCUUCAGUGGAAUUCAAAAUUUUUAAAAUUAUUGAUGAUUUUUUUUUAUUUCGUUUAUUUCAUUAGCUCGAAUGAGAUAGAAAAAAAUUCGUGUUUUUUAUAAUGCGUAUCUUAAAUUUCUAAAAGCAUAUAAUUUUCGAGGCAUCAAUUUCUAUAUUCAUGCUUCAAAAAUUAUCCUGGAAUUUUAAUUCCAGGAUAAUUCUGCGAUGGUUAAAUAGGCAAAAGGUAAAAAAUUGGGCAUUCUUGUAGUUAUUUUCAUCCGAGUAUUUUUAGUCUAAAGUAUAAUAUUAUAAUCUUGGAAUUGGUUUGAUCUGGUUUGAAAACCGGAUAUGAGUAUUCGAGUAUUCGAAUUUAAAUCUGAAUAUUCAAAUAUAUCUGCACUUGAAUUUUUUUCAUAAUUAUUCAGAUGAAGAUUUUUUAUAAAUAUUUCAAUUUAGAAUAAAGAAAUCAAAUUUAAAAAAAAUUAAUCAUAUCGAUCAAUCAAGAUCUUAAUUUAUUUUAAUUUGGCAUAUGUAAAUGUAAUUAAUUCCGUUGUUUUCUGAAGCUCGAAAACUUAAUAGUAACUAUUAAGUGCCAUAUUUUUUAUUUAUAACAUAAUUCAAGAUAAUCUAAAAAUCAUACUAUUUGUUUUGUUUUCAAGAAAAGUACAAAAAACAAAAUGAGCAUGUCUUUUUAUUUAAUCGCACUUAUUUUUUUAUUUAUUUAAAAACAAAUUUUUAAUGCAUGCAUAAUUCGGUACAAUAUAAAGAAUAGCCAAGAAUAUAGAACGAUCAAAAACGAAAUUAUAACAAAUAUUAGAAGCAGUGUACUGUAAUUAUAUAUAUAUAUUAUAUAUAUAUAUAUAUAUAUAUACGAAUGUAAAUAGUGAACAAAAAAAAUGAACAAAAAAAAAAUAUGUAAAUUCAAAUAUUCAAAUUUUGGAAGUUAAAUUUAAAUUAUGAUAAACAUUUCGAAUAUCUGAAAUAAUAUUUGAAUAAUAAAAGCUCAUUGCGUACUAAAAUUUAAAUUAAAUAAUAACCGGUUUACAAUAGAUCAAAAUUGUAAAUUGCUAAUCAAAAAAAUUAAAUAAUAAAUUCAAAGAUCUAAAUCCUAAAAAAUUUAAUCAAUAAAUUUAAAUUUAAUAAAAAAAGAAGUAGUUUUUCAAAAUUACAAAAGAUUGCAAUAUUUUUUUUUUAUAUUAGAUCAAUUUUUUUAAAUCUGCGACUUGAAAUUAUUUUUUUAGCUGUUGAUAUCCAUAAGAAUAAUUUCGAUAUGUGCGGAUAUAUAACUUUAAUGAGUUUUUUCAAUGAUCAAUCGAAAUCGAAUCCUCGCUCUGAAGAAAUGAUAUAUUUAACUUAUAAUUACCGAUGUUAUUGGAAACAAAUAAAUUCUAUUUAUAAAUCUUAAAUCUUAAAAUUACAUCUAUGAUGAAUCAUAACAUCAUUAAAAUUCAGUCAAUAAAAGAAAAAAUAUUUUUUUCAAAUUUGCAAAAAAUCUUUUUUUAUUGACUAUUUAUAAUACAAUUUUAAGUCUUUAAUCUUAAAAAAGAAAUAGAAGUUAUUCAAUUUCUUAUAAUCUUAUAAGAUAAUAUCUUAAAUCUUAUAAGAUAAACCUAAAGCUUGGUAUUAAAUUCUUAUUAAGUUUAUAUAUAUGGAUUGUGUAAAAUUUAAAACUCAGAAUUUCUUCUGAUUGACUGAUUUUAUUCUUAAAUACAUAUAAUACAAUAUUCUUAAAUACAUCUUAAAUAUAUUCAGAUAUUAACAUUUCAAUGGUUUAUGAUCCAAAUAUUUAACUAAAAUUCAAGCAUUAAUAUAUUAUUCUAAUUAAUUUCAUUUGGUCAUUUUUAUUUUAUAUUUUUUCAUUUUAUUAUUCUUCUGAAUAAAAUCUCUUCUUUAUCUCUCUUUACAAGUCUUCUUUACAUUCCUCGCUAAUUCGUGACUCACCGAAUAGAAAAUCGCUACAAAAACAGCGUACAAAUGUUCUCGUUUAGAAGCUGAUACAUAAGAUUUUCGAGAAAACUCGAUCGAUGUCGUAGAUCAUUAGUUUAGAUGUAGAUACGUAACGCUUUGUCUAGCAGAUAGCAUUCUAGUCGUUAGAUAAAUCGCUGUAGUAAGAGUGAUUUGGUAGUAAAUUUGUUCGACCUUGAAAGAGACCCGAAAAAAGAAAUAAUCAAAAUAAUUAUUAAAAGACAUCUCGAAUUGAAUGGCACUUCUGAUCUCUGUUGUAUUUUAUUUAUACAAGUGGCUAUUCCGCUGUUUCACGUUCUACCAUUAAAAGUCAGUAAAAAGAAACGAUCUUGAAAUAUAGUCGUCGUUUCAAUGGAAUAAAUACAUCAACAAACUAUCGUUUGUCGUCGCAAAUGAAGUUUUUUAGGAAGUUAUUCCAUCGUUUAAAUUGGCAUUAGUACAUACAUAUAUUUUCUUUGUAAAAUUAAACACGAUAAGAUAUCGCGAAAGCUAGUCUCGGGUCUCCGGAAAGGUGACUUUUGCACGCUUGGAGAGAAAAAAAUAAUAAUAAAAAUGGUAGACACUGUUGUUGUUCUCGCUUGUCGACAUAGUCUCGAUGUGUUUGCUUCUUUUUUCGAGUAGCUGAUAUUUAGAUCGGUAGAUAACGAUUUAAAUGAACAUAUACGUCCGAUAUCACGGUCCCUCCUAACUACUUAGCAGUAGCUUCGACCCACUGAUGCACGCUUUCGUUGAAGUGAAAGGGAAAAUAGCGACGGUCCAUCUUCGUCGGUUGCACAACGGGUCUCUAGUCAGUCUUUUUUGAUCUUUCCCUACUUUCGAUGUUCCGUUCGAAAUCGUUCAACGAGAAUAAACUGGGGUCAAAAGUAACAAUUUCAUUUUGAAAACAUAGAAAUGAAGUAGAAAAUAUUAGAGUGUUUAUAAAAAUUCUUGCCAAAUUUCAAAAGCAUAUAAUAUACAUUAAAAUAAACAAAAAAAAUAAAUAAAUAUAAAUCUAAAAAUUGUAUAUAAAAAUUUUUACGGCAUUUAUUCGAUAUAUUGUUCAUUUCAGCACAUAUUUCUAUUAUUUUAUCAUAUAUAUAUAUAUAUAUAUAUAUAUAUAUAUAUAUAUAUAUAUAUGAUAAAAUAAUGCGUUAAAAGAUCCCUGAUAUUGCCCUGAUAUUACAUAAUAUUAGGUUACAUAAAAUCAGGUUAAUAUUAUUAAUUAAUAUAUUUUUUUGGAUUAGUUCCAGAUAUUAUAUAUUUGUAAUUGAAAUAGAAUCUAUUGUGCUAUCAUUAAAAAAAGUAGAAAAAAAAAAAGAAAAAGUAGAAUAUUUCUGAAAUUGAUGGUUUUUAAACUUAUGUUUAUUAAAAUUUUUUUGUUUGUUUUGAUGAGUACUAUAUAUUGUUGAAAUUUCAUAAAUUUUUAUAAAUACUUUUUAUACAUUUUAAAAUUUACAUAAAAAUUUAUAUAUGUAUGACAAUCUUACAUAUUUAUAUGAAAUUAUCAAAUAAUAUCGUUUUGCUUUAUAAUAUGUAAUAAUAAAAUUAUCAAUCAAAAUGAUCUCAGGUCAAUUAUGAUAUAAUCUCAUUAAAAAAAAUCAAAAUUAUAUCAAUAUUAUAUUAAUAUUAAUUUAUAAUUAUAAUAAUGCAUAAGAAAAAAAUGAGAUAUUUGAGUUGAUAGAUAAAAAGAGAAAAAAAUAAUCAAAAAUUACAAUAUUUUUGUAAAACUAAAUAUUAUUCUGAAUCAUAAUUGUUAUAAAUAUUUAAAUUACUUUUUAAUGAAUUCUUUAUAUAUUUAAUCUUUAUAUUCCAUAUAUUUUUUAUUUGGAAAUAGAUAAACAAGACAAUAUUUCUUAUCCAAUAUAAUUAUAACUAAGGAUAAAAUACUUGAAACUUUGAAACCUCGAAACUCUUCGAAAGUCAAAAAGUUUCGAGUUCUUGAACUUCGAAACAUAACUAAAUAAUAAUUAAUUUCGUGUUUAAAUUUCGUGUCAAAACUUAUCUUAACUGAUAUAAUUUCAAUAAUUCAUUACAUGAAAAUAAAAAAUAAAAAUUUAAUUUUUUAUAAACCAGAAAUAAUAUUGUUAUUAUUAACUCAUUAUAAAUUUAAGUUUCAAGAAUUUCUAAAGACAAGUUCUUACAUGUUCUUAUGAAGUUUAAGUUUUCAGAUUUUCGAAUGUUUCGAAAGUUUAUUCUCGAAUUCGUGUUUUGUAAAUUUAAAAAUCAGAUUUAAAAAUAUUUUUAAUUGUAACGUUAUUUUUAACUUUGAUCAAUAGUAUUAUAAUUUUCGAAUCUAUUUUUCACAAAUUUUAAUCAAUUUUUUAAAUUCCAAUUUUUUAUUUAUGAGAUGCACAAAAAUAAAAAAAAAAGAUUAUUUCAAAAGAUCAGAAUAUACAUUUAAAAUUAUAUAUAUAUAUAUAUAUUUACAUAAAGAAUCAAGAAAAAUGAUUUUCUCUAUACUAUUACAUAUCUAUAUUAUUAGAAUACAAUUUUAAUCCAUAUAUGAUUCUUAAAUUUUUAUAUCUGAAAUCUCUUUUCUUAGAUAGAAAAAAUUUUAAUGUUUUCAACUUUAUCAUAAAAAUUAAGAUGAGAAAUCAAUUGUAUUGAUAACGAUUUUUUUCAUAUUUUUUUAUACUAUAUAUAUAAGUAUAUUUUAAUAAUAAUAUAAUAAAAUUGAAUGAAAAAUGACGUAUGAUUUUAUACCGUAUAUUCAAAAUUUGCAAUUAUUAUUAUAGCAUAUAAAUUCUGAGUUAUUAAACAUGUACAUUUUAUACUCCGUUACUUUCAAUCCCGGUUUAUUUUAUAUGUUUGAAAAAAUGGCAAAUUUUUCCACAACAAAGCAACGAAACUCGAAUCAACCGCAAAUUAACGAACGAUUGGAACGGAAAAGAGGAAGAGGCUAGAAGUAUCUAUGCUCCUAACGUAGAAAGGUUAAUCAAAGUAGAUGUAUCGUGUAGUGAUCGUAGAAAAGUCGAUGUGAUCGUUAUCAUCAUCAUCGUUAUUAUCAGCAUCACUGACAUUCGUCAUCGCCCGAUCGAAUUCCAUUCUGAAAUUUAAUAUCAAAAUUUCAUUCGUUUCACUCGACGCGUCCCAUUAUGCUAAUCACCAACUGGUCAACUGUUCGUGUCCUUAUGUCGCCCUUGCGAUCGCGCCCGAACGAUGACAGAUUUUUAUUUUUUUUACUCGACGAAGAUAAACGAGUAACCAGUUGUCAACUUGAAUCAAUGCCAGUAAUCGAUUCGGAUUGAAACGAGAUAGAUCCGAUCGGACCGCGAUCGUUAUGAUGACGAAAAAGCUCUCGAAUUCCGCUUAAAAUCCAACAAUCUAGUUUCGUCAAGCAUUUUUUUUAUCUUAGAAAAUAGGGAUGGGACUCGAAAUCUUUGGAAACUCAAAAAGAGUUUUGAGCAUUGAAAUGUUUUAUUUAAUAUUUAUAAAAGAUAGUAAUUAUUUAUUUAAAAGAAUCAUUCUUCUGUUUUUAAUAAUUUCGAAAUUUGUUAUCAAAAUCAAUAUUCUGAACAACUGUUUUCUAUAUGUGUCAUUAUAGCCCAGUUUUUAGUUUUCGAGAUAUUCGCAAAAAAAUUCCAUAAUGAAUUAUUAUAAUAUGUCUUGACCAGCAUCUCACAAUAAAGCUACAAUAAAACUAAUUCAAACCUAAUUUUAUUUUUUAUUUAUAAAUUAUGCAGAUGAAAGCUCCAUGUACUAUGAAAGAUGAUCAGAUUUGACCUAGUAUUAUCAAAUUUGAUUCAAUGUAAAUCUAAUUUCAUACAAAUAUGUAGCAUCAAAAAUGUUGUUGCUUAUAACGGUAUGUACAGAGAAAAGUUGUUCAGUAUCUAUAUCUCUGAUAACAUAUUUUAAAAUCAUAAAAAUCAGUAAGAAAAAUAUUUCUGGAGAUAAUUAAUUGCAUCAAAACUCGAAAAUCAGAUAAAAAUAAUUAAUUUAUGAAUAAGCUAGGAUAUUUAUGCAUUUAUGGAAAAUUUGAAUAUACAAGAAUCUAAAAUGCAAACAAAGAUAUAAAAUAUUUAUAUAAAAUAUAUAAAAAUAUUUAUAUAUAAAAUGCAAACAAUAUUAUUACAUUUGAGAAAUAGAGCAAAUCUUUUUUUAAAAUCCAUUUCUUUAAUCAUGUUUAUAAAAAUUUGAUUUUGCAUAAAAAUCCACAGUUAUUUUAUAAGAAUGUUUUAAUAAUACGAAUUUGAUUAAUUAAUAAUAAUGUAAUUUAAUUGAAUUUGUUCAGACUUUAUAUUGAUAGAAUUUCAUCAAUUAUUGUUAUAAUAAUUAAAUUAAUAUAAAAUAUAUUUUAAAAUACAUCUAUUAUUAUAAUUUACAUAAAGAUAAAAUUCAAAAAUAGAGAUUUUAUAAAAAAAAUGAAUAUUAUUAAUAGCGAUUGAUUUUAAAUUAAGUUUAAAGAAUUACAAAAAUUAUAAUUAAAAUUUGUUAAAAUUUAAUUCUUUUGUUAAAAUUUACUUUUUAAUAGAUUCUUUGUAAAUUUGUUAAAAUUAUUUUUUAUAAAAAUAGAUAUUUCUCAGAAUAAGAAAAAAAAUUUCGAAAGAUUAGAAAUAUAAAAAUCAGAUUUCGACCCAUCUGUUGUAGGAAGCAUAGAUGUGAUCAAUUUACGUCAAACAUGUUAGAAUAGUAUACGUAGUCAGCUUCUUGCUUCUAGCCUAGUUUCGUUUGAAAUUUCAUGCCGACCUUAUCUAGUCUGGAAGAUCCAUCUCUUGCACCUUCAUCUUCAUUCUCUAACACUUCUUCCUUUCCCUAGUUUUCCCCAACUAGUUGAACUAUCAGCAAUCUACAUCCCUUCGUAAUCAAUGUGUAGCCGCUUUAAAAUGAUGUUAUAAUAGUAGAGAAAGCCUGCAACUUAAUUUACGACUAUCAUCAUCAAACAAAUUAUUAAUUAAUUAUUAAUUGUAAUUAAUAAUCGUAUCGAUCUUAAAAAAAUACGAAACAAAGAGUAUUCGUAUUCAAAGCUAUGGCUGUGAUCCUAAUUAAUCGUGGAACGGUUCGUAAAAAAACUAUAUACAUAUAUACAUAUAUACAUACUAACGUAAAUAGGUUACGACUACGCAUGUAGCGACAAGCGACGCGAAUAUUUUGCCAAAAAAAAAAUCGUUGCGUUUCACGCGUGCUUGCAUUUUUCUUCGCUAUCUCGAACGUGUAUAUAGUAAUACAUGAAUCUGCAAUACCGACUCGACUGCGUUCGGCUCGAGGGAACAAUCUGUUAUCCAUGAUGUUCUAUCAUCCAAUUGCGCGUUCUUCUCUUAACCUCCUUUCCACCGACAUCCUCCCUAUAUAUCAGCCUGACCCUAUCGAAAGCAACGAAUUAUUCGCAAUUAAUUGCGAAUGGUGACAGCGGCGACGACGACAGCGACGACGUCGUCGACGACUACCAAACAAAAAAGGUAAGGAAAGGAAAUAAAGGUGAGAUCGCGUAGUUCGUGAGUUCUCUUGAGCUCCGCUGCUACGAAAUUAAGUGAUGGCAAAGCCCUCUAGCCAUCGUGGUGGCGAAGAUGAUAAAGAUUUCGCGAUUGAAGGAUAGAGGGCGUUGCGCGAAUAAUCAAAUGUAACUCGCAGUGCGAGGAAUCGUUGCUCAGAAAGUUGGAGACUUGGUAUUUUCUAUAAGCACCGUUUAAACGCGAUUCGAUCACAUUCGAUCCACUGUCACCGACGUGUAUUUCAACAGGGACCGGUAUUUCGCUCCCUCUCCCUCUUUCUCUAAGCGUUUCUAUGCGUUUUGUGGAGCGAGCAUGAGCUCGUCGACUUGAGUCGACGAGACGAUGUAGCGCUGAUCAUAACUUGUCGGGAAUAAGCGAAACGAAUCGAGUACGAGUACCGAUGCAAGAAAACGCAUCGAUGUAUUUUCACUACAGUCCUGUCUACAGUCAAUUCAUUUUGUAUUUAUACCUAUAUAUCUAUCGUCAUAAUUUAUGCCGAAAUAAAUGUUACAUUUACGCACAGCGGAA
Apis cerana (Asiatic honeybee) is the source of this 13133-nucleotide messenger RNA. RefSeq lists its product as uncharacterized. The record is from RefSeq and is a predicted model, not a curated record. Lineage: Eukaryota; Metazoa; Arthropoda; Insecta; Hymenoptera; Apidae.